This is a messenger RNA of Ictidomys tridecemlineatus (thirteen-lined ground squirrel), 1731 nucleotides long. It is a transcript of the gene Crnn, whose product is annotated as cornulin. Gene Ontology annotation, molecular function: transition metal ion binding; calcium-dependent protein binding; calcium ion binding. Lineage: Eukaryota; Metazoa; Chordata; Mammalia; Rodentia; Sciuridae. The record is from RefSeq and is a predicted model, not a curated record. Gene Ontology annotation, biological process: positive regulation of cell cycle G1/S phase transition; regulation of phosphatidylinositol 3-kinase/protein kinase B signal transduction; cellular response to cytokine stimulus.
UGCCAGGUGCUUUUUUAUGAAUUAUCUCUUUAAAUCUUCCCGAUAACCCUCUAAAGUAAGUACUAGAGUGGUCUUUAUUCACAAUUAGUAAGCGGAGGCAUGGAGAGGUGAAACGGCUUGACUCAGCUCACAUGACAGGCAGGUGUCGGGGCUGGCACUUAAACGUUCACUUAGGUCUUGCCUCCAGUCACUGUGUGCCCUCCUGCCCGUACCUAAAAUGCACCACAGGGAAGGAGGAAGGCAGGCAGAGAGACAGAAACAGCACACACGGAGAGGCACAAGACCUCUGAGGAAACACUGAAGCGCUGUGGACCCUCACAGGGGCUUUUCGUCUUUUGCAGCCUGACCUCAAAGAUGCCCCAGUUACUGAGAAACAUCAGUGGGAUCAUUGAGGCCUUCGGGCGCUAUGCCAGGACGGAGGGCGACUGCACCGUGCUCUCCCGAGGGGAGCUCAAGAGACUCCUGGAGCAAGAGUUUGCAGAUGUCAUAGUGAGACCCCACGAUGCAGCCACUGUGGAUGAGGUCCUGCGCCUGCUGGACGAGGACCACACGGGGACUGUGGAAUUCAAGGAAUUCCUGGUUUUGGUGUUUAAGGUUGCCCAGGCCUGUUUUAAGACCCUGAACCAGAGUCCUGGGGGUGCUUGCAGUUCUCGAGAAUCUGGAAACCAACACUCUGGGUCUUCAAAAGAGCUGGGGGAAUGUCAGAGAAGUGGCUCUGAAGUGGGAAGCGAUGGGCAGGGACAACAUCAAGAGGCAAGCAGCCAUGCACAGAGCCAGCAGGCUUCCAGAGGCCAGGGCGGGACUGGGACUCAGACCCAGGGUCAGGACACCAUCUCUGCACAGGUCAUCAGCCAUGACAGGCAGGCUGAGUCCCAGAGGCAGGAGAGGGGGAGUCAGCAGACACAAGGAGCAGGCUAUGUGGAGCAGACCCCAAAAGUAGAGGACAGAGGGUCAGAGAGACAACUGAAGACCAGCGAACAGACAGGUGAGGUCGUGACUGGACCUGCAGCUCAGACCCAGACAGGUGCCACCCAGGCUGGGCAGCAAGACAGCAGCCAUCAGACAGGAAGUACCGGCACCCAGACACAGGGGUCUUCCUCUGGCCAGAUCAGGCAGACCGAGACACAGGGUCAGGUCAGGAUCCAGACCAGCCAGGUUGUGACAGGAGGACAAAUUCCAACACAGACAGGGUCACACACCCAGAUACACAGCCAGACCGUGGGACAGGACAGCAGCCAUCACACAGGAAGUACCAGCACCCAGACACAGGGGUCUUCUUCUGGCCAGACCAGGCAGACGGAGACACAGGGCCAGGAUAGGAUCCAGACCAGCCAGUUUGUGACAGGAGGACAAAUCCCAACACAAACAGGGUCACACACCCAGAUACACAGCCAGACCAUAGGACAGGACAGCAGCCAUCACACAGGAAGUACCAGCACCCAGACACAGGGGUCUUUCACUGGCCAGACCACACAGACCGAGACACAGGGUCAGGUCAGGAUCCAGACUAGCCAGGUUGUGACAGGGGGACAAAUCCCGACACAGACAGGGUCACACACCCAGAUACACAGCCAGACCGUGGGACAGGACAGCAGCCAUCACACAGGAAGUACCGGCAUCCAGACACAGGGGUCUUUCUAUGGCCAGACCAGGCAGACGGAGACACAGGGUCAGGACAGGAUCCAGACCAGCCAGGUUGUGACAGGAGGACAAAUCCCAACACAGACAGGG